Jatropha curcas is the source of this 1311-nucleotide messenger RNA. Its product is annotated as glyoxylate/succinic semialdehyde reductase 1. Gene Ontology annotation, molecular function: oxidoreductase activity; NADP binding; NAD binding. The record is from RefSeq and is a predicted model, not a curated record. Gene Ontology annotation, cellular component: cytosol. Lineage: Eukaryota; Viridiplantae; Streptophyta; Magnoliopsida; Malpighiales; Euphorbiaceae.
AAUUAUAUUAACCAAAACAUUAGUCCUUUACCAUAGAUUUUCUUCUUUCUUUUUUAGGAUAUUCAAAUUCUCAGUGCAAAGUCAAAGCAAGUGAAAGCAAAUUUGACUAUAGUUUAGGGUAAUGGUGACGAGGACGAGGACGAUGAUGGUGACAAUCAUUUUUUAAUUGUAUUAUAUAAUAAUAUAGAUCAUUACAUUGUUUGUAAAGUGAAGGAGAUUGCAGAAGCCCGGAAAUUUCAGUUAUUUUUCUUUAUUUUCGAGUGAGUGAAAGAAAGAGAGAAGAAAAUGGAGGUUGGGUUCUUGGGGUUAGGGAUAAUGGGGAAGGCCAUGGCCACUAAUUUGAUAAAAAGUGGUUUCAAGGUCACUGUUUGGAACAGGACGCUCACUAAGUGUAAUGAAUUGGUAGAGUUAGGUGCUUCCAUUGGAGAAAGUCCUGCUAUUGUGGUCAAGAAAUGCAAGAUUACUAUUGCUAUGUUGUCUGAUCCUGCUGCUGCACUAUCGGUGGUUUUUGACAAAGAUGGAGUUCUUGAAGAAAUUGGCAGUGGUAAAGGGUAUAUUGAUAUGUCAACAGUUGAUCCUGAGACUUCCACCAAGAUCAGCGCGGCAAUUACGGCAAAGGGUGGUUCUUUCCUUGAAGCUCCUGUUUCAGGUAGCAAGCAACCUGCAGAAGCUGGCCAACUAGUAAUCCUUGCUGCUGGAGAUGAGGCAUUAUACAAUGAAGCAAUACCAGCUUUUGAUGUCAUGGGGAAAAAGUCUUUCUUCCUGGGGGAGAUUGGGAAUGGAGCAAAAAUGAAACUUGUUGUCAACAUGAUAAUGGGCAGUAUGAUGAAUGCAUUUUCUGAGGGACUUGUGCUGGCAGAAAGGAGUGGACUGAAUCCUUACAACCUCCUUGAUGUAUUGGAUCUGGGUGGAAUUGCCAACCCAAUGUUUAGGGGGAAAGGACCUGCUAUGCUCAAGAGCAAUCACGCCCCUGCUUUUCCUUUGAAACAUCAGCAAAAGGACAUGAGGUUGGCUGUUGCCCUUGGGGAUGAAAAUGCUGUAUCAAUGCCAGUAGCUGCUGCUGCAAAUGAGGCUUUCAAGAAGGCAAGAAGCUUGGGAUUAGGGGACUUGGACUUCUCAGCAGUUUAUGAGGUUGUGAAGAUGCAUAAGGAUUAAUCUUAUAAGAUAGUGUAAUUUACUCAUGGUUUAGCUUUGUUGGUGACUAUAUUACUAGUUUUAGCUUUGUGGUUUUUAUUGUACAACUGAAAACAUGUUUCAAGAUUUGUAUCCCAAGAAAUAAUGCUGUGAAUUCAAAUCUUGGUUGUCGUAAAA